AUGUUCAAAUUCAUCUUCGUUCUAGCAUUUGCAGCUUUCGUCGCUGCUGAAUACCAUGAAGAGCACUAUUCUCAUCCGAAGUACAAGUUUGAGUAUGGAGUAAAGGAUUCCCACACUGGAGACAACAAGGAUCAGUGGGAACACCGUGACGGUGAUGUUGUCAAAGGGCAGUACUCUCUGUACGAAGCUGACGGAACGAAACGCAUCGUGGAAUAUACUUCCGAUAAGCACCAUGGCUUCCAGGCUCACGUGAAGCGAGUUGGACAUGCCCAACAUCCACAGAUCUAUGGACACGAAGAAGGGCAUCACCAUUCUGAAGCCACACAUGGACAUGAGCACGGACAUGCUAGCAGCUAUGCUAAUCUGUACCAACAUCACCACUGA
Molecule: messenger RNA, 384 nt
Organism: Ochlerotatus camptorhynchus
Lineage: Eukaryota; Metazoa; Arthropoda; Insecta; Diptera; Culicidae
Product: cuticle protein 19-like
Exons: 2
Coding region: 1-384 (127 amino acids)
Cellular component (GO): extracellular matrix
Source: RefSeq, a predicted model, not a curated record